Messenger RNA from Vicia villosa (hairy vetch), 1490 nucleotides. RefSeq lists its product as uncharacterized. The record is from RefSeq and is a predicted model, not a curated record. NCBI's taxonomy places the organism in Eukaryota, Viridiplantae, Streptophyta, Magnoliopsida, Fabales, Fabaceae. The transcript is spliced from 3 exons. The coding region runs from base 34 to 627 and encodes 197 amino acids. Gene Ontology annotation, molecular function: acid phosphatase activity.
UUUCAAAAUACUCGUUGGUAUCGCUCAAAAGAAAUGGGAGAAUCUUCAGAGAAGACGAAAAACGAAGCAGUGAAGAUAAUCGAAACAUUCCAAAUUCUACCAAAACUAGUCGUUUUCGAUCUCGAUUACACUCUCUGGCCAUUCUACUGCGAAUGUCGAUCCAAACGCGAAACGCCAUCUCUCUACCCUCACGCCAUGGGAAUUUUGUUAGCUCUCAAGCACAAAGGAAUCGACAUUGCAAUCGCUUCUCGAUCGCCAACCGCAGAUAUUGCAAAGGCUUUUCUCAACAAAUUGGGAAUUACCUCAUUCAUUGUUGCUCAGGAAAUAUAUUCUAGUUGGAGUCAUAAAACGGAUCAUUUUCAGAGGAUUCAUUCGACUACUGGAGUUUCGUUUCAGGAUAUGCUCUUUUUUGAUGAUGAGAAUAGGAACAUCCAAGCGGUCUCCAAAAUGGGAGUGACUAGCAUUUUGGUUGAUAAUGGAGUAAAUCUUGGAGCCUUAUCUCAAGGUCUUACACAGUUUUCGCGCAACUCGAAUACAUCACAGAAGAACAAGCAGAAAUGGCUUUCCAACUAUUCUAAAAAGCCUGAUUCUUCCAAUCCCGCCCCAUCAAAUUCAACAUCCACGUAAAAUAUUUCUCUGGAUUUUAUUUGAAAUCUUGAUGAAUUUGAAUGUAUGUUGUAAUUGUUAUUACUUGAAUGAUAGUCUAAAUCAAACUACUCGAUCAAUACAAAAGCUAGGUAGCUUUGAAGGCACCGCCUUCAUUUUAACGUAACGUUAUAAUGGCCAAAGAUGUUAUCUUUGUCGUGUAUUAUGUUGUUGUAUUCGGCAUUAAUGUUACUUUGCGUCGUGCUAGCUCUGCUGUCUAUAUUGACUGUGUUGAAGAACACAGAAGUUUAAUUGUUUUGUGUAUGGAUCCCAACGAAGACCAAUCUCACCUCCAUUUUUUAGGGUACUUCUGAUUACAAAAUCUUUGGAGUACUUGCCCUUGAAAAUAUAGCUUUCUGAUGAAUGUCAUGGGUAAAAAAUUAGAGCGUGCAUGGAAUGUGGAUUUAGUAUCCACAUAACUUUAAUUUCUUUGUCGUGAACUUCAUCACCAGCAUCCAACACAUGUUACACAAACUUCUCUGCAAAAUUUCUAUCCAACAAGAGCCUGCACUCGUGGCCAACUUAACUCUCUUUCAGCACUUUGGUAAGAGUACAAGAACAAUCCUCCAAUAACAGGUAUUCGGAGUGGUUGUUGAUGCAAGCCAUAACAUGUGCAGAUUUGUUUUCUACGGGGUUGAAGAAUAUGGACUUCUUUUUUAAAGUUGUCUGCGAAUAUUGUUGACCUGUAUGAAAAAAUAUGUAUCGCCAAUGUGAAAAGAAAAGAUUUACGCUCAUCCAAUUGUUAAGAUAUCUAAGGAUAUAUUGGAAAUGAUUUAAUCAGAGUCCUUUGAAGCGUGUAAGAUUGAACAAAAUAAUUUUUUCACAAUUGGCUAAAUAAGAACGCU